Mugil cephalus (flathead mullet) is the source of this 1837-nucleotide messenger RNA. Its product is annotated as major histocompatibility complex class I-related gene protein-like. The coding region runs from base 79 to 1161 and encodes 360 amino acids. Gene Ontology annotation, biological process: immune response. The transcript is spliced from 7 exons. Gene Ontology annotation, cellular component: external side of plasma membrane. The record is from RefSeq and is a predicted model, not a curated record. NCBI's taxonomy places the organism in Eukaryota, Metazoa, Chordata, Actinopteri, Mugiliformes, Mugilidae.
UGUGGUGAAUGUGAUCACACUCUGUAAAACAUCAAACGGGCGUCAGAUUGUUUGAGCCUGUGCAUUCGAUGUGAAUUUAUGUCUCUUAAGACUCCAAAUCCAUGUCAUCUCACCUACAACAUGAUGGAACGUCUAUUCUUGUUGCUCCUCUUCUGUCAUGGUGCAUCUUCAAUGACUCACAGUCUGAGUGUUUACUUCACUGGAUCGCUGGGAGACAGAAACCUGCCAGAGUUUGUUGGUGUUGCAAUGGUUGAUGGAGUUGGAGUUCUUUACUGUGACAGCAACAUCCAAAGAGCAGAACCCAGACAGAACUGGAUGACAAAGCUGAUGGAAGACGACCCAGCACAGAUAGACUGGUACAACAAUGAGUGUCGGGAAAGUCACAGUUUCUUCCAUAACAUCACGGAGGAUCUGACGUUAAACUUUAACCAGACAGAAGGUGUCCACACUAUGCAGAGAAUGUUUGAAUGUGAAUGGGACGAGGAGACUUCAGAGAUUCGUGGUUUUUAUCAGUUUGGCUACAAUGGAGAAGACUUCAUAAUGUUUGAUUUGUACUCAAAGACGUGGAUCGCUGUGAGAGCUGAGGCUGUCAUCACCAAACAUAAGUGGGAAUCAAACAGAGCUGGAUUAUCUCACACUGUCAAUCAUCUCACUCAGCUUUGUCCCGAGAGGCUGAAGAAGUAUUUGAACUACGGGAGGAGCUUUUUAAUGAGGAAAGACGUCGCCUCAGUGUCUCUCCUCCAGAAGACUCCCUCCUCUCCAGUCAGCUGCCACGCUACAGGUUUCUACCCUGACAGAGCCAUGAUGUUCUGGAGGAAAGAUGGAGAGGAGAUUCAUGAAGGAGUGGAACAAGGAGAGAUCCUCCCCAACCAUGAUGGAUCCUUCCAGCUGAAUGUUGACCUGGACUUUUCAUCAGUCUCAGACUGGGGGAAGUAUGAGUGUGUGUUUCAGCUCUCUGGUGUGAAGGACAUCAUCACCAAACUGUAUGAAACACAGAUCAGAACCAACACAGUUCCAGGUUACCCUCGUGGUCUUUUAAUAGUCAGAGGUGUUGGACUGCUGCUCCUGGUGGUGGUCGCCAUCAGUGGACUCAUCAUCUGGAGGAACAAAAUAAACGACCAAAAGGCUCCACCUGAUAGUGAAGAAGCUCUGAGUCUCUGAGAGACUGGAUCCAGAAACCUGAUGGAGUUGAUUCAUAACUCGUUAGUCUGUCAAACCAAACUCAGCAUCAUUUUCUGCUCUAUAAUGUUUUGAUGCCACAGUUGAGAAGAUGUUUUUCUUGAGCCACGUUGUGUUCUUCUCUCUGGGUUAACACACAAUAGAUGAAAGUAGACUGGAGCUUUGUAACUGUUUCACUGGUCGUCACCUCCCUGAGGAUAAAAUAUAAUUUUAAUCUAUGCAAGCAAAACAGAAUAUAUAAAAGUAAUAUAUUUGUUUUUAAUUAAAAGAUCUUUCUCAUGUUAAAAGUUUAUUUUUUCAGUCUCCACCAGCUUUAUCAGUAACAAGGACUGUACACAUCUGAUGAUGAUGAUGAUGAUGAUGAUGUUUAAAUGUGAGCUCACCUGAACUCUCACAGCAGUUACUUGUUCUCUUACAGCUCAUUGUAUUGAUUGAACUUUAAUGUGUAUGAAGAUCCUAAUGAAUAUGUUUAAAUGCUGAACCAACCAUCUGAGCUGGUUUUAGUUCAUACUGUGAUUUAGGUUGAAAACACAUUUGUACCUGUGAAUAAAUAAUUACAGUCUUUCCAAUAAAGCAAAUGAGAAAAUGUGAAUGUGUCUCUAGAUCUUAUCAUGUGUUUCUGCUUCAUCUAAAGCUGCUUGUCUCUACUUGUCUGAUG